GUGACUAGAAUUUAUAGGUCGAACAUCAACUCCCGUCUCCCACGCAGGACAAUGAAAACAGAAAACUGCGUAUAACUUCCGUAGUGGGUGUAACAGAAUGUAAAAAUGUCCGUUAUGACAUGUUAAACUUGUACAGUGAGUAAUUAAUUAGUUCACGAGGUUAGUCAAAAUAAUUUCAACAAAUAAUUGUUAGAAUCAAUUAACGCACUGGGUCGAGAAGUUCAAAAUUGUUUUCAUUUAAAAAAAGUAAUCAUACGUAAAUCAUAGCAAUAUCUUUUCAUUGAAAAUAUUCGUUAUUGUUCUACAUAUCAUCAGAGUCGUCCGUAUCGGCUUUUGCUACCCUUGCAAAUUUAAAGUCACAUGAGUCAUAACGUAUUUCUGUCAUGUAGGUGCUUAAAACUGAUAGAAGUGUUAACGGGGAAAGAGACAGUACCGAAAAAUUGAAUAAUUGCGGCCAGUAAUGAGUUUAAUCAAACAUAAAAUGGUCAACGUCGAUUUUUUUACUAAAGUGAAAAUAAUAAAAAAAUACCAAUUGUCGAAGAUGAGAUAACCGUGUUUACGAGGUCAAUGCAUGCGCGUCAUAUUCAAUCGAGUAAAAGAAAAGGGUUUUUGGCAAAUUUGAAUACUUUCGAAGCAAUGUUAAUGAAAAUUUAAAUAUUUCAUUGUUUCCGAUUCGUUGAGGUCAUCGGUACUUGGUUUGAUUUCUGUACAAGUCGGUUGCUGCCGUUAGGGUUCCGUACUUCCCACUUUCCAAGUAAUCCAUGGUUCGGUUACUUGCUCGGGUUGAGAGUCUUAUGGGACCAAUGUGAGGGACGUCUGCGCGCUACGAGUACUAACACUCGUAUACAAACUCACCAACACACGGACAUAAUAGGGCAGACGGCACAGUACCUAUAAACAGAACGGAGACAACUGGCUUGUGGCGGCCCCCACCCUGAGGCUCCAGCAGCCACUGGCAGCCGUGCGUGUUAAUAGUGCAUCGGCCAUCUUGGCACUAUUCGCUGCCUGCUAGACGUCCGUCUGGAGGAUAUCACUGCCAGUCAAAGUUGCGAGCUGCUCUCCUCCGGAGCAGGCAAUAUUUUACUCGUUCAUCGCCACGGCAGAGCCGACUCACCUUUGCUCAGCGGACGAUUUGAGUUUUGGUGCAUGUCACGCCGACGCCUGUCACGGACAUUGACGCUCGCACUGCCUACCUCCUCUCAUAACUGUGUUUUCGACAUCAGUGAUCACUGAUUAGGGGCCUAUACGUAUACAUGCGUGCUCGUACCAAGACUUUAAAGUGCUGUGAGCAGUAGCUCACUUUGCUUCGGUAUACUCUUGUGUGGGUGGUGCUACUGUUAUAGCUAUAGUCCAUUUAGUCAUUUACACAUAAGUGUAGGUAUAAAGUUACAAAAUGGCUGCAGAUGCGCCACGUGAGCGAGAAAUCGCAGCUGAAGACAGUAUUAAAGUUGUAUGUCGAUUUAGACCUUUAAAUGAUUCUGAAGAAAAAGCAGGUUCCAAAUUUGUUGUAAAAUUUCCAGCUGGAGGCGAUGAAAACUGUAUUUCAAUUGGUGGAAAAGUAUAUCUUUUUGAUAAAGUAUUCAAGCCCAACGCAACCCAAGACAAAGUUUACAAUGAAGCAGCAAAAUCAAUCGUUUCAGAUGUUCUUGCUGGUUAUAAUGGAACUAUAUUUGCCUAUGGACAAACAUCUUCCGGUAAAACUCAUACAAUGGAAGGUGUCAUUGGUGACCCUAAUAAACAAGGUAUUAUUCCAAGAAUUGUUAAUGAUAUUUUCAACCACAUUUAUGGAAUGGAAGAGAACUUGGAAUUUCAUAUCAAAGUAUCUUACUUUGAAAUAUACAUGGACAAGAUUCGAGAUUUACUCGAUGUUUCAAAAGUCAACCUCAGCGUGCAUGAGGACAAAAAUCGUGUGCCUUUUGUCAAAGGCGCCACUGAGCGCUUUGUCUCCAGUCCUGAAGAGGUAUUUGAAGUAAUAGAAGAGGGAAAGUCAAAUCGUCAUAUAGCAGUAACAAAUAUGAAUGAGCACAGUUCACGUUCUCAUUCAGUUUUCCUUAUCAACGUGAAACAAGAAAAUCUAGAAAACCAGAAGAAAUUAUCUGGUAAAUUGUAUCUUGUAGAUUUGGCAGGUUCUGAAAAAGUUUCAAAAACUGGUGCAGAAGGAACAGUGCUUGACGAGGCAAAAAAUAUUAAUAAAUCACUAUCAGCCCUUGGCAAUGUGAUAUCAGCUUUAGCUGAUGGAAAUAAAACACAUAUACCUUACAGAGACUCAAAAUUGACUCGUAUCUUACAAGAAUCUCUUGGAGGAAAUGCUAGAACAACAAUUAUUAUUUGUUGUUCUCCUGCCAGCUUUAACGAAUCAGAAACUAAAUCCACCCUUGAUUUUGGUAAAAGAGCAAAAACUAUUAAGAAUGUCGUUUGUGUCAAUGAAGAGCUUACUGCUGAAGAAUGGAAACGAAGGUAUGAACGUGAAAAAGAAAAGGCUGCGAGAUUACGAGGUAAAGUUGAAAAAUUGGAAGCAGAACUUUCUCGUUGGCGGCAAGGCGAAACCGUCAAGCCUGAAGAACAAGUCAGUUUGCAUGAUGUACCAGAGGUUACUACACCUGUUGCAUCUACAGUUGAAUUGAAAUUAGAUGAAGGACCAAUAGCAGCAACUCCUGGUAGUGGUGUUAUGGCUGGCUCUUUAUCCAAUGAAGAACGCCAAAAAUUCGAAGAAGAGCGUGAAAGAUUAUACCAACAACUAGAUGAUAAAGAUGAAGAAAUUAAUCAGCAGUCUCAACUUGUUGAAAAGCUAAAAGAGCAAUUGGAUGAGCAAGAAGAGCUUAUUGCAAGUACUCGACGAGAUUAUGAACAGUUGCAGCAAGAAAUGAAUAGAAUACAACAAGAAAAUGAAAGUGCUAAAGAGGAAGUAAAAGAGGUUUUACAAGCUCUUGAAGAAUUGGCUGUUAAUUAUGAUCAAAAAUCUCACGAGGUGGAAGCUAAGAAAAAAGAAUAUGAGGCUCUUUCAGAAGAAUUAUUGGGUAAACAGGCAUCUCUGAACGCAGUAACUGCUGAGCUCCAACAACUACGCGACAUGUCCACUCACCAACGUAAACGUAUUGCCGAAAUGCUUACGAAUUUACUGAAAGAUCUUGGUGAAAUUGGAGCAGCUAUUGGAGGUGACGAAAAUUUCAAAGUUUUGCCUGAUAGCAAUGGUAAGCUUGAAGAAGAGUUUACUGUUGCCCGAUUGUACAUCAGUAAAAUAAAGUCAGAAGCAAAAAAUAUAGUUCAAAGAUGUCAAGUGCUUGAAUCGACACAGACAGAUUGCAAUAAAAAAGUUUGUGAUUACGAAAAAGAGCUUGGUGAAUGUCGUUUGCUAAUAUCCCAACAUGAAGCACGCAUGCAGACCCUCCAAGAGUCAAUGAAAGAAGCAGAAGUCCGUAAACGUGCCUUAGAAGAGGAUGUUGAUGCAAUGCGUGAAGAGUGUGCAAAGCUCAAAGCUGCUGAGCAAGUACAGGCUGUGAGUAACAAAGAAAAAGCCGAAGAAAAAGAAGCAGCCACUAAAAUGAGGCUUGCUUUGGAAGAGCAAAUGGAUCAUUUAAGAGACGCUCAUCAAAAACAGGUUUCUCAACUUCGUGAUGAAAUAUCAGAGAAACAAGAGACAAUUACAGAAUUGAAAGAUAUGAAUCAAAAGUUCACUUUGGCACACCAACAAAUGCAAGCAGAUUAUGAACGGCUGAAACAAGAUGAAGCAGAUAAGUCAGCUAAAUUACAAGAGCUUAUGCAAAUGAAUGAACGUCGCGAACAAGCAAGAAAGGAUCUCAAAGGUCUGGAAGAUACUGUCUGCAAAGAACUACAAACGUUACACAAUUUAAGAAAACUUUUCGUACAAGAUUUACAAGCAAGAAUUAAAAAGUCUAUUAUUUCUGAGGACAACGAAGAUGAUGGUGGAUCUUUGGCUCAGCGUCAAAAGAUUUCCUUUUUGGAAAAUAAUUUGGAUCAGCUCACAAAAGUCCAUAAACAAUUGGUACGAGACAACGCUGAUUUACGUUGUGAGUUGCCUAAACUAGAAAAAAGACUGCGAGCUACAAUGGAACGCGUUAAAGCUCUAGAAACAGCCCUCCGGGAUGCUAAAGAGGGUGCAAUGCGAGAUCGUAAACGUUAUCAAUAUGAGGUCGAUAGAAUUAAAGAAGCGGUGCGGCAAAAGAAUUUGGCGCGUCGUGGACCUAGUGCUCAAAUUGCCAAGCCUAUCAGAGCUGGUCAACAUCAUGUUGGUGGGGUCAAUGCUAUUAGAACAGGCAACCGAGGUGAGUGAGAAGCGGACAACAAUUCACGUUCGUGAAGUAACUCAUUCAACGAAAUGUAAGGACCCAAUGCCAAAACAAACUUGUCUUCACUCUUUUACAGAUUAUGAAAGCAAGAAUGCUUUUGCAAUGGACGUUCAUGAUAAAAUCCUAAACUCGAAACCAAUUAAUAAUUUUUACUAUUCAACUGAAUUAGGAUGCAAAAUUGUAACUAAUUAUGAUUUGCUUAACAGAAAAAUUGCUUUACCCUAAUAGUUAAUUAAGUUCACGCAGAAGUACUAUUCACGGUUAUAUAAAAGAAAAUCUAUUAUUAUGAUUGAUUAAAUUUAUUUUAAUAGGUCAAAGUAAUAUUAUAAAACUGAAUUUA
Trichogramma pretiosum is the source of this 4647-nucleotide messenger RNA. It is a transcript of the gene Khc, whose product is annotated as kinesin heavy chain. Bases 1394 to 4291 code for a protein of 965 amino acids. Gene Ontology annotation, biological process: microtubule-based movement. The transcript has 12 exons. NCBI's taxonomy places the organism in Eukaryota, Metazoa, Arthropoda, Insecta, Hymenoptera, Trichogrammatidae. The record is from RefSeq and is a predicted model, not a curated record. Gene Ontology annotation, molecular function: microtubule binding; ATP binding; microtubule motor activity.